GAACCCAUCUGGUGCUGUAUGAACUGCCUACAUAAAGAACGAUCUAUUUUAUCAUCGAUUAUUCCUUUCGGAAUACUGUUGUCAGAAUCGAAAAAAAAGGUCAGUCUGUUUGUCCGGUUUGCGGGUGGGGAAAAGUUGUUGAACCCUUACAUUUAUAUAUUUGUUAACAUAAUUUCUAGUUAUGCUUAGUUUUGCAUUUUCGGCCGUUAUUCUAUGUAACAGUAAGACGUUUGAAUCCCAAAGUACAGUUCGGACGCUUUAGCAUUUUCUAGCCGGACUUCGUUAAAACCCGGCCAAGAUGACACUUUACUUCCGAUGGAUAAGAGUUCUUAAGUAUUAUUUAAAUAUCAAAGUCAUCCUCGGGCUUGUCCCUUUGGUAGUGAUUGUCAACACCAUCCUGUAUGUGUUGCUCUUUUCUAAGUCGAACGUCAUUGUGAUCAGGAUGAUCGACAUACCAGACAGUUUGGUUACAGUCGAGAAACUCUCAAAUAGUACAAUGCCGUAUUGUGAAGUUGCAAGGAGAGAGAGGAGUUUGAUUCUCCAGCCGCCUUCUCAGCCAGUUCCAGAAGAAAUUCUGGACCUACUCGCUACAGACACAAGAAUACAGAAAGGCGGUGCUUGGAAGCCGGAGAACUGCAUCUCACCGCACAAAGUCGCGCUUAUUAUUCCGUACAGGGACAGAAAAGAAAAUCUCAGGGAUUUUCUCGCAUAUAUGCAUCCAUUCCUUCAGAAGCAGAAUCUGGAUUAUCGCAUCGUAGUCGUAGAACAGACAGACAGGCCGUUCAAUAGGGCAAAGCUGUUCAACAUAGGCUUUGUAGAAACCGAGAAGAUUGAUAACUUCCAUUGCUACAUAUUCCACGAUGUCGACCUUCUCCCGCAGAAUCUUAACAAUAUUUAUGGUUGUACCAACUACCCUCGGCACAUGUCAGCCAACAUCAACAUAUUCGACUACAAAGUCCCUUAUGAUUCCAUAUUUGGCGGGUCCGUUGCUAUUUUAAAAAGCCAGUUCCAGGCGGUCAACGGAUUCUCGAACAUUUUCUUCGGAUGGGGUGGCGAGGACGAUGACUUCUACAACAGAGUGACAAGAAACGGUAGUAAAAUUUGUAGAUUUUCCUCGGAUGUAUCACAAUACGUGAUGCUUUCUCAUAAAAAGGAGAAACCGAGUUCAGACCGGUAUUAUGUCCUCGUUACAGGAAAAUAUCGGUUUCUUACAGAUGGCCUUAAUUCUCUUAAAUACAGUGUGAUUAAAAUAGACAUGUUACCUCUGUACACGAGGAUUCUUGUAGAUAUUUAACUAGCCGCUCCUGGCACUGGUUAGAGAAAUUCAACAAUGCAGGGAUGCUUGGAAAAGAAAUAUAUAUACUGACAUAUUCUUUCAUAUUUAUGAGGGAAUAAAAGGGAUUAACGUACAUUGCUAAACAAUCAUUGUAUAAUUACUUAUAACGAACUUAUGGAAGUAUGAUUAUUCCAUUUACUAUAUACUUCACGAAUUGCAAAUCUUUAGAAAGUUGGGUUUAUUUUUUUAUUUUAUGUUUUUACAAAACACGCCAUUUAUUUUUAAGCUAUAUGUUUUAAUUGCUAAUGCAUUUUGGGCCAAGUCCUCUUCAGAGCUCAACAUUUAGCUAAGUGGCCUGAAACGCAUAGCAAUUAAAAUAUAUAUCAUAAAAAUAAAUAGUGUGUUUAGUAUUAAAAAAAUAACCCUCUUUCUAGAUUUAAAAUAUGUUACCACCAAACUAAAAUUAAUUAUAAAGUAAAAAUAAAAUUUGAAUUAUCUUCACGGAUCGCUUCAACUAAUUAUAGUCAACUGGAACAAUCACAACUACAGUUUGCUUUAAAAUGCAAUGAUUGAACACAUUUAAGUGAAAUUAUUUAUAAAUAUUCAUAAGAAAUAGUAUAAAUGCGCAGUCUAAAGUGAGGAGAACACUUAAUAAGAUUUGAAAAUACUAUUUUUGCACACAAUUCAAAUAUUUAUUUAAAAUUUUGUUAUAAAUUGAAACUGAAUAAUACUCUUAACAUAAUAUUCAUUGCUCUAAAUUAAAGACUGGCCAUAAUGUUUAUUUUUAAUUACAUUAUUUAUUUAAAUCUAUUGAUAUUAAACAAGUGUACUUGGAUUUAUCUUACUGGUUAUAUUUAUUUUGUUAUUUUUGCAAAUUGUACUUUUAAUUGGAUUUCUGUACUUUAUUCGCACAAUAAAUGCACAAAAAAAAAAGAUAAGCACUUAGACUGUACAAGACUGUUGGAGUAUUACGUGUAAAUUGGUAAAUGUAACUUAUUUUUAAAAAAGUGUCAAAAAUUCCAUAUUGCAAAUAUAAUAAUUUUUUAUCUAUAUGGUAUGCCAUCUUAGUAUUUUAUUAAGUUUGCUUACUCAGUUAUGUUUAAAGUCUGGUCUUUUAAUCAGCGAUAUUUUAACCGUGUGAGUGAAGAUAAUUUUGUUACAUUUUUAGUGCCAAAAAUUGUACGACUCAAAA
Molecule: messenger RNA, 2468 nt
Organism: Cimex lectularius (bed bug)
Lineage: Eukaryota; Metazoa; Arthropoda; Insecta; Hemiptera; Cimicidae
Product: beta-1,4-galactosyltransferase 1-like
Exons: 1
Coding region: 299-1294 (331 amino acids)
Biological process (GO): carbohydrate metabolic process; glycosphingolipid biosynthetic process
Molecular function (GO): N-acetyl-beta-glucosaminyl-derivative 4-beta-N-acetylgalactosaminyltransferase activity
Source: RefSeq, a predicted model, not a curated record